Messenger RNA from Syngnathoides biaculeatus (alligator pipefish), 2120 nucleotides. RefSeq names its product zwilch kinetochore protein (gene zwilch). Lineage: Eukaryota; Metazoa; Chordata; Actinopteri; Syngnathiformes; Syngnathidae. The coding region runs from base 106 to 1857 and encodes 583 amino acids. The record is from RefSeq and is a predicted model, not a curated record. The transcript has 18 exons. Gene Ontology annotation, biological process: mitotic spindle assembly checkpoint signaling; protein localization to kinetochore. Gene Ontology annotation, cellular component: RZZ complex.
ACUCUGACCUUUUGACGUCAUUUUGAGCAGAGCGCGCGAGGAUCAAACUCAAACUAGCAGCAGGCAGGCAAGUUGGGCUCCCCCCAAAAAGUGUGUUUAUCCCCGAUGGCCACCAAAGUUUUAUCACGUUUGGAAGAGUUUUUUAAUACACUGAGGGCCUUUCAAGAGGAUAAAAACAAUGACUCGUGCACUUAUGAGGAUGAGAUCCGAAUAUGGAAGAAGGAUGGAAAGGAGAUUCCAGCGCUGAGUUUAGACUCCGGGGACCAGGAAAUCUUUAUUUGUGAAAAAACGGUUCCUAAACUGAAUGACUCCGAUGAAGAGUUGUCGCUUGAGAUGUCAAACGGCUCUGCUGGCGAUGUUUUGACUGCGCUUCAACCGGAAUUGGCACCACAGCCUCUCACCAUCGGAAAAGCAAGGCAGCUCCUCUCUUUGUACACAUUAUCUCAAAAUGCCAACAUUCAUUCUGUGGAUGAUCCUGCCCUGCGCCCUUUGUGGGUACGAUGUGACAUGUCAGAUCCGGCUCGUACAAUCUGGUUUGGAGCUGAGGGUGUCUGUGCGGCCAGUAAAGUUUGUGGUGUAAAAUUAUACUCUGUCACGUACACAGGCCCUGUUGUGAACAAAAGUGCACUCAUAACUUUAGAUGAACUAAAACGAGAACAUAAGAAAAGGCACCACCCAUCCACGAUGGUAAUUAAAGGAAGUGCCCACUUCGUCAUGUUUGGUUCUACUGUUGUUGAAAACACUAUAAUUGAAUCACAAAGUAGCAUGACAGUGGAUUUCAAGUGGAGCCGCGUUGACCGUGUCCUUGAGACACCCCCGCUCUCUUCUACAGCCACACUAAAUAUCAGAGUUGCUAGCGGAGAUAUGAGGAGCCCAAUGUUUGAAAUGUUCAAGGAGCUGCAGUUUCUUCAGGUUCUUGCUGAUGGCUUGAGAACAAGUGAGAUGGAGUGGUUGGAUCCUUUGGAAAGCAAGUCAACAGUGGAUCUGACCAAGGAAUACCUUGAAGAGCUGCAGAGUCCCAUGAGGUUGCAACAGGAGCAGGCUUCAAAGCCAGCAGAGAGAAACCCUGAAAGCGACCCUCCACUUUAUAAGUCUUUUCUGGAACGAGGCGAUUUGGAUUUUGUGGAGCAGCUGUGGGUUCUCAUGCGAAAGAGUGUGACAUGCUAUCAAGACAUUGGAGACAGUCUGAAAUUGGUCAUGGAGGCCCUGACUUAUGGUUACAUCAAGCCUUGGAUUCACAGAGACAAUAGCAGCUCUCUCAGCAAACUCAUCCUGCAGUCCUACCACCAGAAGAUCGAGCAUGUAUCGCUUACAGGGGUCACGCCUGUCCAGAUGUUGUUAGAAAUGGGCUUAGACAAGAUGAGGAAAGAUUACUUCAACUACCUCAUUGGGGAGGAACUGACAACGCCAAAUAACUUGUGUUAUUACCUGAGCACAGAAGUUGAUCUUCAGGAACAGUUUAUCCGACUGAAGAAACUGCACCAUCUGCUGGAAAUAGUUGUGACCUGCAGCACAUUCCUGGGUUUGCCCUACGACAAACUCUUCCUCCUUACAAACUUGUGUUUACAGCACUACAAAACAUCCCCCUAUAAUGAGAACCAUGAGUUCAAACUGCAAAUCCAACCGGCAUUGAUCAGUCAUUUCUACCAGAAAGAAUAUCCAGCAGUGUGGGAAGUGGAAGUGUCAAGUGGGCAAGGGCCUCACAAGGUCAUGACAUCCUUGAAAGUCAGUGACAGACCAUUGGUUGAUCACGUCAUCUCAGAAGCUGAUUAUUCAAAUAAAAAAGGGAACGAUGACAGCAUAGAACCUGUCUGGUUCUCCACCUUGGUGAGCUGCAGCCUUGUCAACGUUGCCUGAAUGUAACAGCAUACUGAUAUAAAAGGUGUUUAGUUUUGUUAAGUUGCACCACAAACCUCACAGGAGAUAUUUUUGUUUCUUGUAGUCCUACAACCAAAGCAACACAAUGUGGCUAUUUCACAGCAAUGUUUUAAUGAGAAAAUUCAAAAUGUUGCAACUUUUUUUUUUUGUUAUCGCAAACACUGUUUCCACAUCAAAUAGAAAUUCAGUCAAAGUUAAGUUUUGAUGUUAACACACAAUCCAUUAAAUAUCUGAUACACUUC